GGGAGCUUGCUGUUAGCACCAUCUGACAACUGGAGUAUGCCUUGGAUGAACCGUCUGUCCGUCUUCAUUCAUCUUGUUCUUUUAUAAAUUUAUUCUCAUGGCAUCUCAAAAUGGUUCAUCUCCUGAUGAAAAUGCCGGUCAACAAGACGGGAAAACGGUAGCUGCGUAUAGCACCGUUGCUAGUCCAAAGACAUGGAAUAUCUUGGAUGCCGUUCUUUCGCUCUUGAUACCCGGACUUGUUCUCAUCCAUCUCAUUGUUGCCCCUUACACAAAGGUCGAGGAGUCAUUUAAUAUUCAGGCCGCCCACGAUGUUCUCGUCUACGGAACGCCCACGUCGGACAUCUACCACAAGCUGUCUAGCAACUACGACCACUUUACCUUUCCGGGUGCUGUGCCUCGGACAUUCAUAGGCCCCGUGCUGCUGGCCGGGAUUUCGCAGCCCAUUAUUGCCCUCGUUGGGUUCCAACAUGCCCAGUUUGUUGUCAGAGCCGUCUUGGGACUCUUCAACGCAACAUGUCUCCUCGUCUUUUCCCGGAAUCUUAGGCAGGCAUAUGGAGUCUCUGUGGCAAGAUGGUAUCUGGUCCUUCAGGCCAGCCAGUUUCACAUCAUCUUCUACGCCUCGCGGACGCUGCCAAACAUGUUUGCAUUUGGACUGACAACGCUGGCCUUCGCCUUCCUCCUUCCUCAUCCCACCAGACCCAAAUCCGCGGGCCCCCGCCAGCGCCUCGCCGUAACCAUGUUCGUCUACGCUGCCGUCGUCUUUCGCUCCGAAGUCGUCCUGCUGCUGGCCACCAACGUCCUCUACCUCAUACUCCUACCCGCACUCUCCCUGGAGCGCGUCAUCUUCCCCUUUUGCGUCUCCUUUCUUACCGCACUGGCCACCUCGGUGCCCAUCGACAGCUAUUUCUGGCAGCGCCCGCUGUGGCCCGAGCUGUGGGCAUUCUAUUACAACGUAGUCAAAGGCUCGGCCUCCCAAUGGGGCGUGUCGCCCUGGUACUACUACUUUGUCUCAGCACUGCCCCGGCUCCUCGUGAACCCUCUAACCUACACGGUCCUGAUCCCACUCGCCCUGCGGCACCCGGCCCUUCGACCCGCCGCCGCCCGCCUUGUCGUCCCCUCCCUGCUCUUCAUAGCCGUCUACUCCCUCCAGCCGCACAAGGAAACCCGCUUCAUCUUCUACGCUGUCCCGCCGCUGACUGCCGCUGCCGCGCUCGGGGCAGACCUGCUCUUUCGCCGGCGGCGGUGCAAGGGCGUCGUUGCUGCGCUGGGCGCCGCCCUCCUUGUGGCGUCCGUCCUGGCCUCCUUCGUGACGAGCUCCGCUAUGCUUGCCCUCUCGGCUCUGAACUACCCCGGCGGCGAGGCCCUUGCGUACGUGCGGGAGUCGAUCUUGAGCGCAGAGGUGCCUGCUGCUGCUUCUGCUGUGGUUGGUGCGGACGGUGGUGCCGGUGACUCGUCGGGCGCGCUGGUGUUCGUCCAUGCUGACGUGCUGGCCUGCAUGACUGGGGUGACGCUGUUCGGGACGGCGACAGCCAACGCCGCUGCCAGUGUCGCUGCUGUUCCUCUGAGUGGAUCCCGAGACGGGGGCCUGGUGAAUCAGCGCCGCGCGGGGGGGCGUGACGGCGGGGUAGUGAUUGUGGUGGACAAGACGGAGGAUCAGGUCGAGUUGGCGAGGCUGGAUUUCUGGAGGCAGUUUAACUAUGUGCUUGUAGAGAAGCCGGAAAAGGUCAGGGGGAUGAGUGGGGAGUGGGAGACUGUGGGCGUGGUCAAAGGGUAUGCGGGAAUUGAGGUUGCCAGACCGGGAGACAAGGAUGAGGAGAGUGCGGCACAAGUUGUGGGAUCGGGAAAGACGGUAGCGCUCUGGAAGAGGAGGGUAAGGGCCCUCACUGGGGGCUGGUGGGUUGGACCUGGGAUGGCGGAGAGGAUAUACAUCCUGAGGAGAACAAAGGGUGCGGCGAGGAGGAUGACCGCUGUUGAGGCCCGGUAACUCUGUGAGCGCGACGUUUCAUUUAGCUUGCUGCGAUUAUCUUCUGACUGAACUGUUUGGAUCUUGAUACAUUAGUUUCUAGUCGGCGCAUGAGUUGCGGGCACCUGUUCGUCGGCAGCCCACGCUUGGCCACCAGGCCAUUUGCCGCCGGGGAAGUUGUAAGCACAAGGGAACAAG
Molecule: messenger RNA, 2161 nt
Organism: Canariomyces notabilis
Lineage: Eukaryota; Fungi; Ascomycota; Sordariomycetes; Sordariales; Chaetomiaceae
Product: glycosyltransferase family 22 protein
Exons: 3
Coding region: 98-1984 (628 amino acids)
Biological process (GO): protein N-linked glycosylation
Cellular component (GO): endoplasmic reticulum membrane
Molecular function (GO): alpha-1,6-mannosyltransferase activity
Source: RefSeq, a predicted model, not a curated record